AUGGGCAUUCUCUAUCACAACGCUAUCAUGUUUGGAGCCAUACAAUGGGGUGAUAGCACAGUCAUUCAACAAGUGCUCUCCAUGGAGUACCCUGUCGAUGUUUUAUUUCGAUUGGAUCACCAUCGGUUCUCUGAGUGGGAUUUGGCACCGAAGUUGUACCCGCCCGGAGAUAAUUGGACUUGGUAUUUGACACCUCUUAGCGCCGCAAUUCUGAAAGGCAACAGAACAGCAAUGGACGCUUUGAUGGCUCAUGGUGUACAAGCUGUGCACUUCAACUGCCAGCUUACAUCUUACCGAACUCUGUUUUUGACUGAGAACGACAGGAACAUGAUAACACUGACCCCUCUUGCUGCUGGCGUAAUAAGAAACGAUAUCCCUUUGGUUAAAGCGUUGUUGCGUCUAGGUGCAGAUCCCUUCGACAACGGUGCUCUAUUCGUGUGCGCCGUGCUCGACAUACCAGACGUCGCUGCCCUGCUGCUUUUCGCCAUCAAGAGUCGAUACCCUGACGACCAAAGAUCUUUUGGCUAUGACGCCCUCUACCAGAUCAUACGUCGUAACAACAUGCGGAUGCUCAAGCUCCUCGCAAACGACUACAACAUCAUUGGGCCUGUCCAAGAAGACCGCGGGCCAUUGACUUACCCCGAUCAGCGACCUCGACCUAACACUAUGUUCACCACUCCCCUUGGUGAAGCGGUGCGUCUCUAUGCUGAAAGCAACGGCGUUGACGAAGCGCUUGACUUCUUCUUGUCUCAAGCCCAGCACCACAAUGCUGUUGUAUUCCGAGACUUACGUCGCGGUAACAUGACCUGUGUACUCUACGCCAUCUUUCUCAAUUCUUUGAAGACAGUUCAGAAGCUCCAUCAAAAGGGCGCGAGUAUGUUCCCCCCAGCUCAAAGGAAUAUAACCCGAACGCAACUCCAGGCAGCAGCGGAGUCGGGGAGCACAGACAUCGUUGAAUACCUCCUAAAUCAAGGAGUCAGUGCAAACGAGCCUCCCUCAAAACAGGCAGGGGCGACAGCCCUCCAGUUAGCGGCGAUCACAGGAAACGUCAACAUCGCAACUAUGUUGUUAAAGGCAGGAGCCGACAUCAACGCCCCACCAGCCUUUUUCAAUGGCAGAACAGCAUUUGAAGGCGCCACAGAACACGGUCGUAUCGAGAUGAUGAUCUUUCUCGUUGGCGAAGGCGCCGAUCUACUUGCCAACAACAACGAACAAUAUCGACGCGCUAUCGCAUUUGCAGAAGAAAACCUGCAAUACGCUGCGAAAGCUCUCGCAGAUGACCUGUAUGCAAAGGUCCUGGUGAGCCAACAAGCGGGAUUCAUCGGCAUGAGUGAGCCAUGGGCUGGAUCUGAGAUGCCGGAUUUUGGGGCCUUUUUCCCAUGA
Molecule: messenger RNA, 1383 nt
Organism: Alternaria viburni
Lineage: Eukaryota; Fungi; Ascomycota; Dothideomycetes; Pleosporales; Pleosporaceae
Exons: 1
Coding region: 1-1383 (460 amino acids)
Molecular function (GO): protein binding
Source: RefSeq, a predicted model, not a curated record